AUUUACAAAUAUUCCAAAUAUGUUGCUAUGGCUCCUAUCUCAAUACCCUAUGACAUGACUACUGAUUAGCUACACAUUCAAAGUCCUCCCAGUCUCGCAUCAAACUUCCUGACACAAAAAUGCAGACUUCAAUUCUAUUAAUUUUAUUAUUUAACGUUUUAUUCGUAUUUUGUCGCAACCAUCAGCAUACCGAAAUACCGCAAAUAAUUUCCCAUGGCGUCCAAACACUACAAACGACCCAAACCCUACCCCACAGUCUCACAUCGGCCGUCAAAAACCUAACAAAAAUUCCAGACCCAAAACUGGCAAAUGACAUUUUUUGUCAAAGCUGCGAACUAGUCUUCAACCAAAUUAUCGAAUACAGACGAGGAGGCGCAAAUAAAGACUCAAUGAUUUCAUAUUUCCAAAAACUGUGCCGCCUUUUCACCGACUGGGGGCCCGUAGCGUGUGACGGUUACAUAAAUAUUGAAAUAGACACUGUUCUUUACAUCAUCGACAAUAAAAAAGACUUGACCGGAUUCCGAAUCUGCGCCAUCGCCUUCCAGCAAAAAACGUGCAAAGACCCCAAUUUGAAAAAAUGGUCCGUUGCGAUACCACCCCAGCCCCAGCCCGGGAAUCCCCCGAAAAUUCACCACAAUCACGCAACACCGCUGAAACUCCUCCACUUGACCGACUUCCACUACGACCCGUUGUACCAAGCUGGGAGCAACGCCGCCUGUGAUUUACCCCUCUGUUGCCAACAAUCGAACGGCCCCCCGGUAAAACCCCCAAACGCGGCUGGUUUUUGGGGGGAUUACCGCGUCUGCGACACACCUUGGUAUUCCAUUACCAACCUUACAGCCCAUCUCACGCAAAAUCACGCCACCUUUGAUUUGGUUUACUACACGGGCGAUAUAAUCAGUCACCGGUCUUGGGCCACCACCAAAGACCACAACGUCGAAGCUGUUCAAAAAAUCUUCAAGUUGUUCAAGGACACGUUCAAUGCCACCCCUGUUUAUCCGAUUUUGGGCAACCAUGAGCCGCAUCCGACCGAUUUUUAUUCCCCGGACGGUGUCAGUCCGAAAAUUUCAACGCAGUGGGUGUUUGAUUUAAUGGCGGCCGAGUGGGCACGAUGGUUGCCGAACGACACGAGCGCCACUAUCAAAGCCGGCGGUUACUACACGGUUUUGGUGAAACCCAAGUUCAGGAUUGUGGCGCUCAAUAGCAACGUUUGUUUCAUCAGCAAUUUAUGGUUGUUGUACGACGAUAAUGAUCCCUACGACCAACUCAAAUGGUUGGUACAAGUGUUAACUGAAGCCGAGAAAAACGGUGAAAAAGUACACAUUUUAUCGCACAUUCCUCCAGGCGAAAUUUUGUGUCUCCAACGGUGGUCGAACCAAUUUCACAAAAUAGUCAAUCGAUUUGCGCCAAUCAUAGUGGGCCAAUUCAACGGCCACACCCACUUGGACGAGCUCCGCCUUUUCCGCGAUACCAACAAUACGAGAAAAAUCGUCAAUGUUGCCUACAAUGCGGGCAGUUUUACCACCUUUGUCGGGUACAACCCCAACUAUAGGACGUACGAAAUCGACCAAAAUGACUACAGCGUGCUAGAUUAUGACCACUACACGUUUAACCUAACAAAAGCCAAUCAAGACCGAAAUAAGACCCCUGAUUGGUUCAAACUGUACUCGUUUAAAGAAGCCUACGGUUUGAAAAACACAAGUUACGCCAGUUUGGCCGAUAUGUUAGACCGCAUGGCGAAAAAUCACACAAUGAUGCAACAAUAUUUCAGGUUUCAAGGGCGUGACAGUGCCCCCGCAAUGGCCCCCGGUUGUAAUACCAACUGUGAGGCUAAACUGCGCUGCGCUAUCACCGCAGUUGAAGCCGACCAAGCGAUUCAGUGCCAACAACUUAGGAAAAAACAAAAAAAAUCAAUCAAACACUGAUACUAUUUAUUUUAACUAUUUAUCUAACGGAGUCCAGUCGAACUUGGCACUCGUCAGACUCUCCGUUGGCAAGUGGUCCAAAAGUCGCAUCUAAUAAUAAAUAAAAAAUAGAGAAAAGUAA
This is a messenger RNA of Tribolium castaneum (red flour beetle), 2046 nucleotides long. RefSeq names its product sphingomyelin phosphodiesterase. Gene Ontology annotation, molecular function: acid sphingomyelin phosphodiesterase activity. Gene Ontology annotation, cellular component: lysosome. The record is from RefSeq and is a predicted model, not a curated record. Gene Ontology annotation, biological process: sphingomyelin catabolic process; ceramide biosynthetic process. The coding region runs from base 120 to 1925 and encodes 601 amino acids. The transcript has 9 exons. NCBI's taxonomy places the organism in Eukaryota, Metazoa, Arthropoda, Insecta, Coleoptera, Tenebrionidae.